This is a messenger RNA of Serendipita indica DSM 11827, 825 nucleotides long. The record is from the annotation of a GenBank genome assembly. Lineage: Eukaryota; Fungi; Basidiomycota; Agaricomycetes; Sebacinales; Serendipitaceae.
AUGAGCUCCUAUCGUCCACCAUUAUCCUUGACGGUGCUUGGAUCCGUGUUCAUUGGGCUUUUCGGAUGCAUCUCCCUUUUCAUUGCUCAAGAUAUCAUCAGGAGAAAGGGAUGGAAGACUAUGAUGGGAGUCAUGAUCCCAGUGUACAUUCUCAACGCUCUCUAUCUCGGACCGCUGACAAUCUGGACAUACUGGAAGUACGGGAGACCCGCCAAACCUACCGAAACCCACAACCAUAAUCAUCAGGCGGGUCAUAUCGACCAUAGUGCAAUGGACCAUGGGAUGAAUCACGGAAUGGACCACUCAGAAAUGGACCACUCGAAAAUGGAACAUGGGAUGAAUCAUGAUUCUAUGGACCACUCAAAGAUGACUCACAGCGAGGGACACUUGAGCCAUGCGCAAAUGCAUGGUGGAGGCAACCUUCCCAUCUUUGUGAUUGUCACAAUUGCAGUCUGUCACUGCGGAGCCGGAUGUCUACUUGGAGAUAUCGUCGGGGAGUGGAUAGUAUUUGGAACUGAUUAUGCUUUUGCUCUCAUCUUUGGUAUCGGUUUCCAGUAUUGGUCUAUCGCGCCAAUGUCUGGAGACUAUGGCUGGAACUCUGUCGUCCGCGCGGCAAAAGCCGAUUUUCUAUCCUUGACAUUUUUCGAAAUUGGACUCUUUGGAUGGAUGGCUAUCUUUCAACUCGCCAUCUUCCAAUCCAAAUUGGAGAUGGACAAUGUCGUAUAUUGGUGGAUGAUGCAGAUCGGAAUGUUCUUCGGGCAUUGGACGGCGUUUCCUAUCAAUUGGUGGCUGAUCAAAGCGGAUAUUAAAGAAGCACAGGUUUGA